Molecule: messenger RNA, 2068 nt
Organism: Pieris brassicae (large cabbage white)
Lineage: Eukaryota; Metazoa; Arthropoda; Insecta; Lepidoptera; Pieridae
Gene: me31B
Product: ATP-dependent RNA helicase me31b
Exons: 8
Coding region: 246-1580 (444 amino acids)
Biological process (GO): cytoplasmic stress granule assembly; P-body assembly
Cellular component (GO): cytoplasmic stress granule; P-body
Molecular function (GO): mRNA binding; RNA helicase activity; ATP binding
Source: RefSeq, a predicted model, not a curated record
CAUAUUGCAACACACCGGUCUGCCGUUUCAAUUGGUUACUUUGUGAUGUCGUCGUCGAGAAUCAAGUGUCGUCGUCUUUUAUAAAGUUUUAUCAAGAUAUCCAGAGAAUCCACUUGCUUGCGUGAUUUACUUACUAAAUAUAUGUGUCGUAAAAGUGACUUAUCGUGAAAUUUGUUUUGUUGUGGACUGAACUAGAUUUGAGAUAAGUUUCUAAUUUUAGUCAUCCUACUAAGAAAAGUGUAUUAAUGAUGACCGAAAACAGAAUUAGUGCAAUUAAUCACGUCGGAAACAGUAUAAAUAAUCAGAAAGGAGAUGUUGAUAAAACUGUUGAUGACAUGGGAUGGAAAUCAAAAUUAAAACUGCCACCUAAAGACAGAAGAAUGAAAACCAGUGAUGUAACAGACACAAGAGGAAAUGAGUUUGAAGAAUUUUGCCUAAAGAGAGAAAUCCUUAUGGGUAUUUUUGAAAAAGGAUGGGAAAAGCCAUCACCUAUUCAAGAGGCUUCAAUACCCAUUGCUCUCAGUGGUAAAGAUGUACUUGCCAGGGCCAAGAAUGGAACUGGAAAAACGGGUGCAUAUUGUAUUCCAGUAAUUGAACAGGUGGAUCCUAAAAAAGAUUGUAUCCAAGCUUUAAUUGUGGUACCAACAAGAGAACUAGCAUUACAAACUUCACAAAUCUGCAUUGAGUUGGCAAAACACACUGAUAUACGUGUUAUGGUCACAACGGGAGGCACAAACCUCAGAGAUGACAUCAUGCGUAUAUACCAAAAUGUUCAAGUGAUAAUUGCCACACCUGGCCGUAUUAUUGAUCUCAUGGACAAGCAAGUGGCUAAAAUGGACCAGUGUAGAAUGUUGGUACUUGAUGAAGCUGACAAACUUCUCUCUCAAGACUUCAAAGGCAUGCUCGACUUGGUUAUCUCAAGAUUACCAAAAGAACGCCAAAUCUUGCUAUUCUCAGCCACUUUCCCAUUAAGUGUAAAACAGUUCAUGGAAAAACAUCUCCGGGAACCAUAUGAGAUUAACCUGAUGGAGGAACUAACACUGAAAGGAGUCACACAAUAUUAUGCAUUUGUACAAGAAAGACAAAAAGUGCACUGUUUAAAUACACUCUUUUCAAAGGUACAAUUACAAAUUAACCAAUCAAUAAUAUUUUGCAAUUCGACUCAGCGCGUGGAGUUGCUGGCCAAGAAGAUAACAGAGUUGGGCUACUGCUGUUACUAUAUCCAUGCGCGGAUGGCGCAAGCGCACAGGAACCGUGUGUUCCACGACUUCCGCGCGGGUUUGUGCCGCAAUCUCGUAUGCUCAGAUCUGUUCACUCGCGGUAUCGACGUACAAGCCGUGAACGUCGUCAUCAACUUCGACUUCCCGCGCAUGGCCGAGACGUAUCUGCACCGCAUCGGGCGGUCGGGCCGCUUCGGCCAUCUCGGUAUCGCCAUCAAUCUCAUCACGUAUGAGGAUAGGUUUGCUCUCCACCGUAUCGAGCGGGAACUUGGCACGGAGAUCAAGCCGAUCCCGAAGGUAAUCGACCCCGCCCUGUAUGUCGCGCGCGUCUCCGAAGAAGAUGACGGCGCGGACAAGUAACGCCGCCGCCUCUCGCUAACUACAAAAACAAUUUGUAAAAAGUGUAAUGAAUUUAUUAUAACAAAAUGUGAGUGUAUAUAGUUUAUCGUGAUAUAAGACACUGACCUAUGAGAAGGUUACUUUUUUAAAGUGUAUAUAAACAAACAUCGGGUCUCGUGAAAGGAACCCCGGACGCUCUUUGUCCAUAUUGGAUUCUGUGCGUGGUUUCCUAUGAUUGUUAAAAAGUAAAAAUAUUUAUCAGAACACCUAUUGUGUGAGUCUAUCUAGAUUUGUAUGUGGAUUUAAAAUAAAUUGUGGUAGACUCUCAGCUUUAAAUUUAAGUCCUAUCCAUAUUGUUAUGAUUUGAGCUAGCACCAGUUUCAUUUCAUGUUGUAAUAAAAUUCAAAUUAAUACCACUUCAAAAUUUCUGUGUAUGGGUAGGUUAUAAGACUAGCUCAAAUAUGCAAAGGUAAAAAAAAUUAAACAGAUCAUUGCUGUCAGUGUUUAAA